Mesocricetus auratus (golden hamster) is the source of this 776-nucleotide messenger RNA. Its product is annotated as lysozyme-like protein 1. The record is from RefSeq and is a predicted model, not a curated record. Bases 132 to 632 code for a protein of 166 amino acids. Gene Ontology annotation, molecular function: lysozyme activity. Lineage: Eukaryota; Metazoa; Chordata; Mammalia; Rodentia; Cricetidae. The transcript has 6 exons.
UUGCCAAGGUUCUAGGGAAAGGCCCUUGAGUUAGUGAAGGAUCACUUGUGCCUUGUGAGAAUCAGAAAUGGCUUCAGGGGAUUCACGAAGGUCCUUCCUGGAAACUACCACUCACUGACUGAAGGUUCAGAAUGGCUGAAAACGGGCAGGACGUAAUCAGACUCUGCUUCCAACGGGCCUGGGGGAUGAAGGCUGUUGGCAUCUUGGCCCUGAUUAUCAGCCUCAGCAUAGUUGCAGAAUCCAAAGUCUACACCCGAUGUAAACUGGCAAAAAUAUUUGUGAAGGCUGGCCUGGACAAUUACGAGGGAUUUACCCUUGGAAACUGGAUCUGCAUGGCAUACUACGAGAGCCACUACAACACCACAGUCCGGACUUUCCUGAAGGAUGGGAGCAUUGACUAUGGCAUAUUCCAGAUAAACAGCUUUACGUGGUGCAGAAAUGAGAGAAGACAACAGAAGAAUCACUGCCACGUUGCCUGCGCAGCCUUGCUCACUGAUGACCUCACAGAUGCCAUUCUCUGUGCCAAGAAAAUUGUUAAAGAGACACAAGGGAUGAACUAUUGGCAGGGCUGGAAGAAACACUGCGAGGGCAAGGACAUGUCUGAGUGGAAGAGAGGAUGCGAGGUGUCCUGAUUCGGAGCAGGGGCAAGGACGCUUUGCUGUGACUCCCCAGAUAUGUAAUGAGUAUGUAUCCCUCACAGUAUCCCUUCUCAAAGUUGGAGAGGGAUCCCAAGCGGUAUUUUAAAGGAAAUAAAUAUUUCCAUUUAUAUGUCUUCA